Molecule: messenger RNA, 483 nt
Organism: Solanum verrucosum
Lineage: Eukaryota; Viridiplantae; Streptophyta; Magnoliopsida; Solanales; Solanaceae
Exons: 1
Coding region: 1-483 (160 amino acids)
Source: RefSeq, a predicted model, not a curated record
AUGUGUCAAAUUAGAAACUAUGCCCGAUCUACGGAUGUGAGGGUGGCGAGGGUUGAGGCUGAUUUGCAUAAAUUGUUAGAGAGAUCUAUUGAGAGGGAUGUAGCUCUUUUGAGAGAUAGGUUGACCCAGUGUGAGCCGUUUAUUGAAUCAUAUGGUGUGAGGUUGGAUAACCUCACUGCUACACUAGAGGUUCGGGCAAAGGCCAAGGGUAGAUCGGAGGUGAUAGCUACUAUGAGGGGUGAGAUUGGCACCUUGAGGGCCGAUGUAGACCAGUUGAGGUCUACUGAUAUUUCUAUGCUUUGGGGCGAGGUUCCCUUACAUGAUGUGUCGAUGUCUAUACCCUCUACUAUGCCUAAUAGUGAGCGUCUUUUUGAUAUAGCUGAUAUUGGAGUUGAGAAUAAUACGAGAGAGGAUGACAUGGUCGAUGAUGAUUUGGCUGAGGAGAUAAACGAGAAUGAGUUGAGGAGAGAGGAGGUUGAGUAG